AAACUUUUGAUUUCUUUUUACGGUGAUAAAUAUGAUAUGCUAACGUUGGUAAUAAUGACUGUCAGACGAAAAUUCGCUGCAUAUUCAGCGAACAGCAAAAUGGCCAAAGGAUGACAACAUACGGCUGUCAGUUGAAGGAGAAAGUUGAUAUUUUGAAGAGAAUUAAAGGAAAAUGUCUCACAUUCAGUAUGUGGACGAAUUGGUCAAGGAAUAUCUGCUCUUCAGAGGUUUUAGCCAAACCUUGAAAGCUUUUGAUAACGACUUGAAAGCCGAGAAAGAAAAAGGCUUUAGGGUUGAUAAGAUCGUCGAUCAAUUGAUGCAAUACAUAUACAAUUAUGACUUAGCAUCUUUAAGAGAAUUAUGGGGACAUUUAGACAUGAGGAUGUUCUCCCGUUUGGAAAGUCAUUUUACACCAGCUGUGAGAAAACUAGAGAAUGCUGUUCUAAAAAUGUACUUGGUUAAUGCAGCAGUAAACAAUAAACAAGAUCGGAUUCAAGAAUUUUUUACAAAAAUGACACCAGAGUUACAAGGACAUUCAGAGUGGAAAGAAUGGUUUGCAUUGCCAUUUGUUAAAAAUCCUGAAGACAAUCCAGCAUACUCUGUACAUUUUAGUAGACAAUGGCAGGACACUAUGUUAGUGUCCCUGCACAAUUUCCUUGCUACUAUUUUUCAAUGUAUGCCACAACCGACGUUGCUUGCGAUAGACGAGGACACAAAUAGAUUGAAACGGCUUCAAGAAGAGAAUGAAGUAUUGAAACAACGUUUAAGCGAGUCUGUUAAGAUAGAAAAUGUAAUGGAUGUAAAUCCAGGACCAGCUCCUCAGCAUCCACCACUCAUGGAUGACUUUUACAUUAUAGCACAAGAAUCUCCUUUAUUAGAGAAUCCAAAGACCUUAAGGAAUCUCAUAAGAAAUAUAGGCGGCGGUUCCAGUCCAAUUUUAAGUAGAAAGCCUGGGACAAGUAUAAGAAAAGUAGUAGAACCGGAAGUGACAUCAACAAAAAGAACCAAUACGAAAGGAAAAAUACAUUCGAUCAAUAAAUCCGAACCUGUUAGUAAAAGAAGUAUUAGUUGUGAUUCAAGAUUAACAAGCUCUAGAAAAAGAGAUUCGUCUAUUGAUGCAGUAGCUGAGCGAAAGGCUAAAGAUAAAAUCGAUUCCACUUACAUUCUUCUUAGUCAGGAAGAGUAUACAGAACAUAAAACAUCAAUAAUUCAAUGUAAAAGUAAUGCAAGUGGCUCCUACGUAGCUACAGGUGAUGCAGACGGUAUUAUUAAAGUAUGGACCCCGAUACCUUCACCAAAAACUGUUACUACAUUUAUCUCUGCUCCAGCAAACUCAAACAAAGCAAUUACUGCGUUAGACUGGAUAUCAAAAAAUGAGCGUUAUUUUUUACAUGGUGAUAACAAUGGAUUGAUUCAAUUACAUGAUACUCGUGAUUGCAAAACCUUAUGGGACAUUCAACAUGAGAACUCUCGAAUCAUUACUUUGUUAUGCAAUCCAACGGAAUCCACAUUUGUAUGUUCUGUAUCAGAUUCGAACGAAGGAAAAUUAUUAUUGUACGACAUAAAAACAAGAAAAUUAGAAAGAACUUUACCUAUGGAACAAAAUGUAACUGCGUUGUGUUCCGCAUUUAAUCAUAACGGGCAGCUCCUUAUCACAGGGUUAUCCAAUGGAAAUAUUUUAAUACAUGAUUUAAGACGGAACGAAAUUAUUGAUAAUAUAAGCUGUCAUUCGAGUCCAGUUAUUGAUAUAGAACUAAUUAAUGAUUAUACAAAUAUCUGUACACAAAGUGAGGAUGGAAAAUUGUGUCAAAGAAGUUUGAAUCAUUCAGGAAAGAUUUUAUGGGAAACGAAAAUCAAGGUAGAGAAAAACACAGUCCAUGGAAAAUUGUUCACUUUUGACCAAAGCGGUAACUAUAUGCUACUUUGUACACAAACUGGAGGAAAUAUAUAUAAAAUGCCACCAGGUGCACAAGCAAAGAUUUUAGAAUUAGGCGGACAUAAAGGUACACUUUGCUGCGACUGGUCUACCGCCAAUCAAUCCGGAACGUGUAUAACUGGUGGUGCGGAAGGGAAAGUACGCGUGUCGACGUUGCUCUCACCAUGAUACAGAAGCAAAAUUAGUAUCUGUGUGAAUUCAUGAAAUAAUGUGUAAAAUUUCUAAAACUAGCUCAAAUUUGUAGAUACUAAAUAUAUAUCUAGAAUACUGAACGUCAAGACGAAACUUUUUAAUCAUUAUGUUGCAUAAUGAAAUCAUUUAAAAAAAAAUAUUCAAAGUAAGGUAAAAUUAAAGAAAAGAUCCAAAUAUUUUAUGAAGAGUACAAUGAAAGCAAACGUAUCAUGCGUUAAUGCAAAAUCAAGUGUAUUAUAAUCCUAUCUUUAAAAUGGAAUCAGGGACUACCAAUUGUAAAAUGUACAGGAACUAAUAUAAGUGUAAAGAAAGGAUACAUAAGGUACCUAUGAAUGUCGCGUUAAUUAAUAGGACACAUGAUCGAACGACUUUGUAAAAAAAAGAAUAAAAUUCUAAUAAUUUAUGUAGCGAUAUCAUGUGUACACCUAAUAUUAAAAAUCUAAGAUACACCUGUAAGAGGUACGGGAAUUUGUCAAUAAAUAUUGGGCAAUUUUAAAACA
Bombus impatiens (common eastern bumble bee) is the source of this 2628-nucleotide messenger RNA. Its product is annotated as WD repeat-containing protein 91. The record is from RefSeq and is a predicted model, not a curated record. Gene Ontology annotation, molecular function: protein binding; phosphatidylinositol 3-kinase regulator activity. Gene Ontology annotation, biological process: early endosome to late endosome transport. Gene Ontology annotation, cellular component: early endosome membrane; extrinsic component of endosome membrane; late endosome membrane. Lineage: Eukaryota; Metazoa; Arthropoda; Insecta; Hymenoptera; Apidae. Bases 173 to 2104 code for a protein of 643 amino acids. The transcript has 8 exons.